Molecule: messenger RNA, 1017 nt
Organism: Pistacia vera
Lineage: Eukaryota; Viridiplantae; Streptophyta; Magnoliopsida; Sapindales; Anacardiaceae
Exons: 3
Coding region: 1-1017 (338 amino acids)
Source: RefSeq, a predicted model, not a curated record
AUGCACAGAUGUCAGUAUAAUUUGCCUCGACGUCGCAGGGUUGAUUACUACUUGAAGCAAAGGCGAAAGUUUCAACGUUUUUCUAGAAUUGGAGUUCGUCAUACACCCAGUUGGUUUACAUUGUCUGUAUCUGCCCCUGCAUUGACGUCAUCAAGCAAUGUCGGAUCGAAUGAGAUGAGUGAUUCUGUGGCCUGGUCUGCUGAGAUGACCCACAAAUUUAUGGUCCUGUUAUCUGAGCGGGCCAAAAAUUCACACGGUACCGCAAUAAAAACAGCAGAUUACCAGGCAAUGUUGGACGGCAUAUCAUCAGUGGCUGGCAGGAGACUCAAUGUUACACAAUUAGCCUCUAGGUUCUUUCGCCUGCGAAAAACUUAUCAAGCAUGGCGGAAAUUGCUGCAACACACGGGGUUUAGAUGGGAUCACGAGUCACAAAGUCCAACGUAUCCCGUUAAGGUUUGGCAAGAAUAUGUCAAGCAAAACCCAUUGGCGCAACAAUUUUACCACAAGGGACUUCCUCAUAAGGAGCUUUAUGAAAUAGUAUUUGAGAAGCAAUCUACCACUGGAAGAUAUGCAUACACAUCUACAUCCCAACUAGUGGAGACCUCUAGUUAUUCCAAUCCUGACGCGGUUCCCAUGGAUGGUAGCGACUUUGAACCUGAUCCUGAUCGGACGACAGGGGAAAAACGACCAAACACAUCUGGCCAUGGAAGAGCGAGAAAUAGGAGGAACAGAAGCAACCGAGGACAAUCACUUGAGGAUGCCAUUUUUAGCUUGACAGACGAGCUUGUGGAGAAGCGGACUAUGGGAUCGAGGGCUAGCAAUUGUAGUGCAGAUGAGAGGGAAAGAGAGAACACCAAUGCUCCAUCUGAUCCUUUUUCCAUGAGCAAUUGUAUUGACAUCUUGACGGCCAUGCAAGUACCGACACAGUUUUACCUGCCGGUUGUCCAGUACUUAUAUGAAAAUCCAGGGUGGCGGGAGAUAUUCGUGAAACUCCCGCUUGAGGAAAUGGCUAACUAG